AUCCUGAGAAGUACACUCGACAUCGUAUGAAUUGAAUACCAACUUCUCACUUUAAGGUGGUUCCUAAGCUUACACGCACGUGAUCGAAUAUUUAUGGCACAUUUCUAAUCCUGCACUUAAAGUAUGACUUAUCAGUAAGUAAUGCCGUACCCCAUGGUUUGGUUCGCGCACCUCGCUGAGUCAUAAGAUUAUCUCUAUUUUCUCAUUGGCGCUGGUGGAUGGAUGUUCGAAAUUUUUCAAGUUGGAUCGAAUUUAAACUCGUGCAUUAAGAAGCUAAGACUUUUCCCUUACAGUGACAACCUUAUUUAUUAUACAUAAUGCUUGCUGCUAGAUCCAUUCGUCAACGAUCUGUGAGAACGUUGGCCACUCUGGCCGGCCUUGAAGUUCCAGCUGAUUUCCAAUCUAGAACUCCACCAUAUUCAAAGCUUAUCAACAAGCUUGCAACUGUCAAGAAACUUGUCGGUGAUAAACCAUUGACCCUUGCCGAAAAGAUAUUGUACUCGCAUUUGGUAAAUCCUGAAGAAACAUUUAGCUCUAGUCAAGGUCAACUCUCCAACAUCAGAGGUCAACAAUACCUUAAACUUAACCCAGAUAGAGUUGCCAUGCAGGAUGCUUCUGCUCAAAUGGCUCUUUUGCAAUUCAUGACUUGUGGUAUGAGUAGUACUGCUGUUCCUGCUUCUAUCCAUUGUGACCACUUGAUCGUUGGUAAGGAUGGUGCUGAAGAAGAUUUAGUCAAAUCCGUUACGACUAACAAGGAAGUUUUCGACUUUCUUGAAAGUUGUGGUGCUAAAUAUGGUAUUCAAUUUUGGGGUCCAGGUUCCGGUAUCAUUCAUCAAAUCGUUUUGGAAAACUUCUCCGUUCCAGGUUUGAUGAUGUUGGGUACUGAUUCCCAUACUCCAAAUGCUGGUGGUUUGGGUGCUAUCGCUAUCGGUGUUGGUGGUGCUGAUGCCGUUGAUGCAUUGACAGGUACCCCUUGGGAAUUGAAGGCUCCAAAGGUUUUGGGUGUUAAGUUGACUGGUGAAUUGUCUGGCUGGAGUACUCCAAAGGAUGUUAUCACCAAAUUGGCUGGUAUCUUGACUGUUCGCGGUGGUACUGGUUACAUUGUUGAAUACUUCGGUGAAGGUGUCAAGUCCUUAUCUUGUACUGGUAUGGCAACCAUUUGUAAUAUGGGUGCUGAAAUCGGUGCCACUACAUCCACUUUCCCAUACCAAGAUGCUCACAGAAGAUACCUUAUUCAAACUGGUAGAGAACCUAUUUCUCAAGCUGCUGACGUAGCCAACCGUGAAUAUCAAUUUUUGCAAGCUGAUCAAGGUGCUGAAUAUGAUCACAUUGUUGAAAUCAAUUUGUCUGAAUUAGAACCACAUGUUAAUGGUCCAUUCACUCCAGAUUUAUCUACUCCAAUCUCUAAGUUUGGUGAAGUAUCUGCCCGUGAAGGUUGGCCAUCUGUUGUUAGUGCUGGUCUUAUUGGUUCUUGUACCAACUCUUCCUACCAAGACAUGUCCCGUGCUGUCUCUAUCAUCAAGCAAGCUGAAGAAGUUGGACUUAAGCCAAAGAUUCCAUUCUUUGUCACUCCAGGUUCCGAACAAAUCAGAGCCACUAUCGAAAGAGAUGGUUUAAUUGAAACUUUCGAAAAGAACGGUGCUGUAGUUUUGGCUAAUGCAUGUGGUCCAUGUAUCGGGCAAUGGGACAGAACUGAUACUCCUACUACCGAAUAUAACUCAAUCUUCACUUCUUUCAACAGAAACUUCCGUGCUAGAAACGAUGGUAACAGAAACACUAUGAACUUCUUAACCUCUCCAGAUAUGGUUACCGCUAUGAUUUACUCAGGUGACUCUAACUACAACCCAGUUACUGACUCUAUCAAGUUGGCUAACGGUGAGGACUUCAAAUUUAAGGCUCCAGAAGGUGAUGAACUUCCAGAAAGUGGCUUCAUCAAGGGUCGUGAAGAAUUCUAUCCUGAACAGAACCCUCAACCAAAGGAAGACGUUUCUGUCAAUGUUUCUCCUGAAUCCGAUAGAUUACAACUCUUAGAACCAUUCCAAGCUUGGUCUGGUGAAGAAUUGUCCACCACUGUCCUUCUCAAGGUUGAAGGUAAGUGUACCACCGACCAUAUUUCCGCUGCUGGUGCUUGGCUUAAGUACAAGGGUCAUUUAGAAAACAUUUCCAACAACACUUUGAUUGGUGCUGUAAACAAAGAAACUGGUGAAGUUAACAAAGCAUAUGACUUAAAUGGUGACCAAUACGGUAUUCCAGAACUUAUGAUUAAGUGGAAGAAUGAUGGCCGCCCUUGGGUUGUUGUUGCUGAACACAACUAUGGUGAAGGUUCUGCUAGAGAACAUGCUGCUUUGUCCCCUAGAUUCCUUGGUGGUUCUGUCAUUUUGGUUAAGUCUUUUGCUAGAAUUCAUGAAACUAACUUGAAGAAGCAAGGUAUGUUGCCAUUGACAUUUGCUAAUGAAGCUGAUUAUGAUAAGAUCUCAUCUGGUGAUGUAUUGACUACUGUUGACUUGGUCGAUAUGGUUGCUAAGGAUGGUAACAACGGUGGUAACUUGACUGUCAAGGUAACAAAAAAGGAUGGUUCCGAAUUUGACAUCCAAUGUAAGCAUACCAUGUCUAAGGAUCAAAUUGAUUUCUUCAGAGCUGGUUCUGCCAUUAACCACAUUGGUAACCAAAAGAAGGGUCUUUAAGAGACUAUACUUCGUGUAUUAUAGACAUAAUUUUAAUAUAUAUUAAAAAGACUUUUAAAAUAUACAGUAAUGAAUUGACGGGAGUAUGCGGGGGCUACUACUUGCUUUGGUUAUUGUGAUCAAGUUGCAGUUCUCGCCUACUAAAUAUCUACUCUGCGUAUUAUUACAGUUACUGUAUAAUUAUAUUCAAUACCGAUCUACGUCGAUUUAUAUAGAGAAAUAAAUUUUUUUGAAGGGAAACUUGCGCCUUUGUCUCGAACAAGGUUAUUCUAU
This is a messenger RNA of [Candida] anglica, 2957 nucleotides long. NCBI's taxonomy places the organism in Eukaryota, Fungi, Ascomycota, Pichiomycetes, Serinales, Debaryomycetaceae. The record is from the annotation of a GenBank genome assembly.